AUGCGGGUUUUAGGACCGACCUUUUCUAACCCGUCAUUCCUCGCUGCUUCCAUAAAUAUGGACAUGCUGGUCGCCUGGGGGAAACACGUCACUGCCUUCACACUCCUGUCAGGACAGUACGACUUUACCCCCAGACCGCAUCGUAUUAUGCUUACUCGUAAUACGGAGUCUCGCUGCUCUUUGUCUGAUUGCUCCCCUUUGACCUUCCUGGCAUGGUUCCAACUUGUGGAACGACUUUCCAGCCAGUGUAGCCCGCCGGAUCAUUGCAGCACUCAAGCCCAACCGCCACGUCAAAGUGGCAGCUUUCAGUCUGGUCUGUCACAGUCUGCCGGCCUAUACCAAUCUGAUUUGGUAAUAUUUCCGAACACUUUCGGCUCCGCUUCAAGAUUUCGUCAUAUUUUCUCAAUGAAACGCGCAGGUGAAAUGCCCGUUACUUCUUCAGCCACAGUUAAUUCGCGAAGCUCAGAAAGUGCGAAAGAUUGUCGAAAACGGAAAACUUUGCGCAUUCAAUACCUUGCCGAAAGUUUGAUCGAAGUGUGCCGUUAUCUGGACCGGGGUGAAGUCCCACAAGCUUUGCUUCAAGAACUCAACAUUCCUUUCCAAUAUGACUGGGACGGCAACAGCGAUAUGAAUCUCUAUAACGCCUAA
Molecule: messenger RNA, 648 nt
Organism: Opisthorchis viverrini
Lineage: Eukaryota; Metazoa; Platyhelminthes; Trematoda; Opisthorchiida; Opisthorchiidae
Exons: 5
Coding region: 1-648 (215 amino acids)
Source: RefSeq, a predicted model, not a curated record